Messenger RNA from Papaver somniferum (opium poppy), 3040 nucleotides. Its product is annotated as DNA (cytosine-5)-methyltransferase 1-like. NCBI's taxonomy places the organism in Eukaryota, Viridiplantae, Streptophyta, Magnoliopsida, Ranunculales, Papaveraceae. Gene Ontology annotation, molecular function: methyltransferase activity. The transcript is spliced from 19 exons. The record is from RefSeq and is a predicted model, not a curated record. Gene Ontology annotation, cellular component: nucleus. The coding region runs from base 1102 to 2781 and encodes 559 amino acids.
UUUCCCCGUCUCUGAAACCCCAACUCUCCCAUUUCCUCCGUCUUCUUACUGUAAAUCUCUCUCAGAAACUCCAAUUUCUUACUCCAAAUCUCUAUUUUCUUACCCCAAAACCGUUUUCUGAAACUCUAUUGAACCCUUAAUCUCCAUUUUCAUACCCUAAAUCUCUAUUUUUCUUACCUCAAACCCUCUUUCUGAAACCCUAUUGAACCCUAAAUCUCCAUUUUUCAGAUGGCAAUUACACCUGCUAGCCGGAAAAGAGGAAGAAAACCGAAGGAGGAUGAUCCUCCAGAACCUAAGAGGAAUAGAACAUCGAUUAAAAUCAGAGAGCCAGAAGCAGUAGAUCUAGAGACCAAAUCAAAAGAGGCGAAAACAGUCAAAGGAAAAGGUAAAGAGGUUCUUGUUGAUUUACCAGACAAGAAGAAGAAAUCAACAAGUAAAUCUGAAGUUAGAAGACCAAGGAAGAGAACAGAUGGUCCGUUGAAGAAAUUAAAGAGUGUGAUAAGUGAAGGAAAGAAGAAGGUUGGUUUUAAAGAUGAUGAUGAAGAGGAGGUUGCAGAUCUAGUCAUUGACAACCCGGAGGAAGCCGUAGAUGAGGAAGAAGAAAUUGAAGAUGUCCCUGUGGAGAAGAUGAAGAGGAAGAUCAAUAAAUCUGAGCAGCAGAACGAAACUUGCCGUUUAAUUGGUGAACCGGUUCCUAUUGAAGAGGCUAAACAGAGAUGACCUCAUCGUUAUGAUGCAGCAAAGAUAAGGGAAGGUGGUGAAGGUUACCUGCAUGUUAGACGGCACUUCACUAGUGCUGAAGUAGAUGGCGAGAUUUACCAAUUGGGUGACUGUUGCCAUAUCAAGGCUGAAGAUGGAGAGCCAGAUUAUAUAGGAAGAAUCGUUGAAUUCUUCGAGACAACUAAGAAGCUGCCAUACAUAGCUGUAAAAUGGUUCUUCCGAGCAGGAGAUACUGUCAUCAAAGAACACUCUUACCUUAUUGAUGCAAACCGUGUACUCUCUUCUGACUCUGGAGAUGACAAUCCACUGGAUUGUAUUCAAUCUAAAAUUACUGUUGCUUAAGCAUCCUUCUUGGUCCCCGGCUGUCAUUAUUAUUAUGACAUGUCCUACCGCAAAGAUCUUUGUACGUUUGAAAAUCUACCAACAGAAAAUGGGAAAGAAGCUAGUACUUCAUCCACUGCAGUUUCAAGGGAGGGUUGUUUGAAAGUCUUUGAGGAAGAUAUUGCUGAGCCUGAUAAAGUUAUGAUGCUUCUUGACAUGUAUGCUGGUUGUGGUGGCAUGUCCACAGGCCUGUGCAUGGAUGCAGCUGCAUCCAAUGUGAACCUUGUCACUAGAUGGGCUGUAGAUUUUAACGAAGACGCUUGUGAAAGUCUUAGCUAUAAUCAUCCUGAAGCCGAGGUGCGAAAUAUGAAGGCCGAGGACUUCCUACAUUUGCUUUAUGAGUGGAAAGAUCUCUGUGCUCGUUUUGAUUUGUUGGGGACUGAUUAUAACAAGACAAAAAAACCAACUGAGAAGGAAGAAACUGAAGAAGAGGCGCAGAAACGUCCUCCAGAUGAAAAUGGAGAAUACGAAGUUGAGGAAAUCAUAGGCAUAUAUUACGGAGUUAACCCCGAUACAGAUGAAGGGGAUGCUGCCUUACAUUUUAAGGUAAAGUGGAAGGGGUGGGGAUCAGACUGGGAUUCCUGGGAGCCUUUUUCAGAGCUCACGAAAUGUGAGGACUGCAUUGAGGAAUUUGUUACUGCUGGAUACCAGUCUAAUGUAUUGCCUCUCCCUGGUACUGUGGAUGUAGUAUGUGGUGGACCCCCCUGUCAGGGGAUCUCUGGGUUCAAUCGGUUCAGGAAUUAUGAGGAGCCUCUAAAGGACCCUAAGAAUUAUCAGCUUGCUGUGUUUAUGGAUAUUGUGAAGUUUCUUCAGCCGAAGUUCGCUCUCAUGGAAAACGUAGUAGACAUUAUGAGAUUUGUGGGUGGAACGCUUGGUCGGUAUGCUAUAGGAAGGCUUGUCACAAUGCAGUACCAAGUCUGUCUCGGUUUGUUGAUAGCUGGAAGUUAUGGCCUACCACAGUUCCGUAUGCGCACCUUUCUUUGGGGUGCCAAAAUGACAGAGAAACUACCUCAAUUCCCUCUUCCUUCCCAUAAGGUUAUUGCCCGUGGGUUUAGCCCUAAGAAGUUUGAGGUAUGUAUGCAUGUGAUUAUCCUAAAAAGAAUUGUUAAACGUAUUUGUAUUUAUCAAAUAAUUAUUCUUGCUCGGAUGCAUUGGUUCUUAAAGAUGCAAUUUAUGAUUUGCCUGAGAUUUUCAACACAUGAAAUCCAGGAUGAGAGGGACUAUGGUAAUGGUAUUCCUAAGACGGACUUUCAGAAGAUGAUUCGCUUGCCAAAGCACAGGGGCAAAUUUCAGGAGGGAGUGAUAGUUGUGGAAAACAAGGCGUGGCGUGAUCGGAAGAUGGUCAAAGUAAUGACUGAAAGAUCUAGAAAGCCUUUGGUACCCGAGUAUGCCAUAAAAUUUGUCAGGGGAACUUCCAAAAAGCCAUUUGGAAGACUCUGGUGGGAUGAAAUCGUGUCCACCUUUGUGACUCGUGCCGAGCCACAUAACCAGAUAAUAUUGCAUCCUGAACAAGACCGGGUGUUGUCAAUAAGGGAAAACGCCCGUCUUCAAGGGUUUCCAGAUUUCUAUCGUCUGUUUGGUACAGUGAAGCAGAGAUACAUGCAAGUUGGAAAUGCAGUCUCUAGGAUUUUCUCUAGCAAAGGCCGUAAACAAGACUUCUGGCAGUGGACAGGUUUUUGAACUCCCUCCAUCCUUCUCAAGAUAUGAACAAGAUUAAAACAGUUAAAGUUUGACUUCUGUAAAAAGGUGGUUUGCUGAUGACACCAUAUAACAAUUUUAAUGAGGAUUUGAGUCAUUCUUAUGGGUUUUUGAUCCAGAAACACAUUGAUUUAUCUCUUUUGGUGUCUCUUGUAAUGCAAUCUCGAGCAGCAGCACAUUUAGCUCUUUAGUACUGUAACUUUUGGAUCUACUUUCUUCUGAAGUGAAAUUCAGUUUUUCA